This is a messenger RNA of Penicillium oxalicum, 1590 nucleotides long. RefSeq names its product translation initiation factor eIF-2B subunit family protein. The transcript is spliced from 2 exons. The record is from RefSeq and is a predicted model, not a curated record. Gene Ontology annotation, molecular function: hydrolase activity; S-methyl-5-thioribose-1-phosphate isomerase activity. Lineage: Eukaryota; Fungi; Ascomycota; Eurotiomycetes; Eurotiales; Aspergillaceae. Bases 1 to 1590 code for a protein of 529 amino acids.
AUGGCAGAGUCACGGGCUGGUUUUAAGUCACAACUGGAAAAGAGACCAGUCGUGUCUUCUUUCCUGUUCACCGGCAACCUGGGUUCACAGAGGGUCGCAUUGUUCAAGCGCAGCGACAAAGUCAGGACCUAUCAACAUUGCCUUGCUCCGAUAUCAGGCAGCAUUGAGACAGGCGAAUUGCCCAUCGUAGCCGCCUGGCGCGAAAUCAAGGAGGAGACAGGUCUAACGUGCCAGGACAUUGAGUUGUGGCGCCAAGGGACACCGUAUAGCCUUGGGGACCCCUCGAUCGGCCGCGAAUGGAUCAUCUACCCAUUUGCUUUCCGACUCAGGAAUACCCAUGAGGGUGGAAGGGGGGAAGCGGCCAUCAAAAUCGACUGGGAGCACGACGGGUGGGAAUGGUUCAAUCCCAAGGAUGUGGUCGAUGAUGAAAGCUUUGGAGGUGUGCCUCGACUGGCCGAAAGCCUCCGCAGAGUCUAUUUCGAAAUGUGGUUAAAUGACAGCGCCAGCCGUGCCCUCCACUCUGGCCUGGUCCAACUGAAGAACGACCACUCCAGCGGCUCCCAUGAGCUCACGACAAUUGGGAUCAAGGUGUUUCGCGAUACCAUCAUUUACCUAGAGAACGACAAGAACUGGUGGGAUACUGUUCGUAUCGUUGCCUGGCACAUCUGGAAGAACGGCCGGGAGAGCAUGGGGUCUGCAACCUUGAAUGCUUUGCUGAGCAUUCUGGGCGACCUGGAUCAGAUCAAGGACCGGGAUUUGCAGGGCCAAUGGAGCAGCAUCCUCUCACUUGUGGAUCGCCAUCUCGAGAGUCGCCACAAGACCGCUACACAUAUUAUCAAAGCCUUUGAUAGCUAUCUCCAGUCGGCCUAUUUCACCAACUUGCCGCCAGAAAAGGUCCACAAGCUGACAGUUUUAACCCUCUCCGCAAGUUCAACCAUUCGAAAUUGUAUCUUGAAGAUAUUUCAGUCGUCGCCCAUAUCACAGCUUGAUCUCCGAAUUCUGGAGUCAAGACCUCUUUUCGAAGGGGCAAGUAUGGCUGCAUCCUUGCUGUUCGAGUCCCAAUCUGCACUCAAAGAUUCCGAGACGAAACGCUUCCACAUCAGCGUAUACACUGACGCCGCGGCUGCUCUCGCUGCACAAGAUGUCGACUUUGUUCUGCUAGGUGCAGACCGCAUCUCGGGCUCAGGUUCUGUCAGCAACAAAGCUGGGUCACUCCCUGCUGUGCUUUGUGCGAAGCAUGUGAGCCCGAGAGCCAAGAUUCUUGUGUUGAGCUCACAAGAGAAAGUGGCCGAGCCAGCUGAUGACUCUGAGCAUCAAAUCGAAGAGAAUAAUCCGGCCGAAGUGACGAAUUCAUGGUCUCUGAGCGAACUAAAAGGCUGGGAUGUUCUUCAAGAACAUUCGACAGGCCAAACACCAUCUUGUUCUGUCACUGUGAGAAAUCCCUAUUUCGAAUGGGUUCCGUCAGAACUGAUUGAUGUUUUUAUUACCGAAGAUGGCCCAAUGAAGCCGUCAGCAAUAUACGGGAAAGCUGUUGAGGUGCAGAGGAAGACACAUAGGUAUUUUGGUUUUCUCUGGUCUAUGUCGAUUUGA